AUGAGAGGAAAUCAAUCACAUGGCUUCCACGUCAUGGAGGAAACAUCCCAAUUCACCUUGCAUAACGGCAUUCGCUGCUUUUAUCUAUGGGAGACGAUUCACUGUCAGUGUACCCACGACAUCCAAUUCCAGCCAUUUCACCAGCCUGUCACCUCCUUCCACCGUCGCCGGCGCCGGAAAACAAUCUGCGGCACACCUCUUUUACUCAUCAAGUCCUUUACUCUCAUUUAUCUUCAGGAGCUUCCAUUCAUCAUUCAUAGCCACUUCUUUCCCCUCCGCUCAAGUUCGCGCCGCCGCGCAGCCGCCGUUUGUCGAUGCGCCGCUACCAAACCUAAACGAACGACGAAGAUAACGCGCCGAGCCAAUCGAGAUUAUCCCUACAAAUUAUUCUUUACACGUUUCCCUUCUUCCCAGCAAGUCUCAGAGGAGCAAAAACAUCGCACAGCAGCAGCAGAAGUCGCAGCCAUGGUCGUGCAUGGCUCGUCGGGGACGACGUCGCUCUCACGCGGCGAGACCCUGACGCUCCUGACGGUCGCGGGCGCCUCGCUCGCCGUGCUGGCCAACACGUUCCACGGGGACGGCGAGCCGCUCGUCGCGUCGCUCGCACUCUCCUUGGCCGCCUUUGCACUCUGCUACGCCAUGAUUCGCUGGCUGGGGCCGACGUUUGUCGCGGCCGGCUUCCGCGGCCGCGACCUCCUCAAGCCUCGCCGGCCUGAGCUGCCCGAGUGCAUGGGCGCCGUCUGCGCCGCCGUCUAUCUCCUGACCGUCAUCAUCUUCAUCCCCUUUCCCUUUUACAAGGACAUUGUCGCCGCCACGAGCGGCGGCGGCAACCGCGACGUCGUCCUCAAGGCCGAGCAUGUCAACGAGGGCCGCUUCCUCCACCGCUUCCCGCACAGCAAGCUUGCUUCGUAUCUCGGCGCCAUCAUCUCUCUGCAGACUAUCGCCCUGCUCGGCAUCGGCGACGACCUCUUCGACAUUCGCUGGCGUCACAAGUGGUGGAUCCCCGGCCUGGCGUCCAUUCCCAUCCUCGUCGUCUACUUUGUCGAUUUUGACGUGACGAGCAUCGUCAUCCCUGUGCAGCUGCAACCCUUCCUCGGUGAGCUCUUCGACGUCGGCCCGCUGUACUACGUCUACAUGGCCUGCAUCGCCAUGUUUUGCCCCCAGAGCAUCAACAUGCUCGCGGGCAUCAACGGCAUCGAAGUCUCUCAGUGCGUCGUCGUCGCCCUCCUCCUCGCCUUCAACGACGUUCUCUACCUCGCCACCCCCUACCCGCAUCCGGCCACCGACUCUCACCUUUUCUCGCUCUACUUCCUGCUGCCCUGGAUCGGCGUCUCCGCCGCCCUCCUCUGCCACAACUGGUACCCCGCCCGCGUUUUCGUCGGCGACACCUACUGCUACUUCUCUGGCAUGGUCUUUGCCGUCGUCGGCAUCCUCGGUCACUUCUCCAAGACACUCGGCCUUCUGCUCGUACCGCAAUUCUUCAACUUUGCCUACUCGACGCCCCAGAUCUUCGGUCUCAUCCCCUGCCCACGCCACCGCAUGCCCCGCUUCAACGCCCGCACAGGGCUGCUCGAGCCCUCUAUUACCCCCUGGUCCGCCGACCGCCAACCGCACCCGAUCAUUGCCUUGGGGCUCCGCCUGCUCGCUCAAUUUCGCCUCCUCAAGAUCGUCAUCGACGAUGAGGGCCGCUUCGUCGAGACGAGCAACUUUACCCUACUGAAUCUGUGGCUCGUCUGGCGCGGGCCGCUGCGCGAAGACCGUCUCGCCACCGAGAUCACAUUUCUGCAGCUCGGGCUUGGCCUCUUUGGUCUUUUCGCCCGACACAGACUCGCUCUGCUAGUCUUUAAGGAAGAUAAUUGGAGUACGGUACAGCAUUAG
This is a messenger RNA of Cordyceps militaris CM01, 1878 nucleotides long. RefSeq names its product UDP-N-acetyl-glucosamine-1-P transferase Alg7. Gene Ontology annotation, biological process: dolichol-linked oligosaccharide biosynthetic process; protein N-linked glycosylation. Gene Ontology annotation, cellular component: membrane. The transcript has 3 exons. The coding region runs from base 1 to 1878 and encodes 625 amino acids. Gene Ontology annotation, molecular function: UDP-N-acetylglucosamine-dolichyl-phosphate N-acetylglucosaminephosphotransferase activity. NCBI's taxonomy places the organism in Eukaryota, Fungi, Ascomycota, Sordariomycetes, Hypocreales, Cordycipitaceae. The record is from RefSeq and is a predicted model, not a curated record.